AUGGCAUUGAGCAGCCAAAGGGCCUUCACUUCUGCUACUGCAGUUUGUCCAAGGAAAUACCAAGUAUUUUUGAGUUUCAGGGGUGAAGACACUCGCAGGGGUUUUACUGACUAUUUAUACAAACAGUUGGACUGGCGAGGAAUUAGAACUUUCAGGGAUGAUCCAGAUCUUGAAAGAGGGAAAGAUAUCAAUCCGGAGCUCCUCACCGCGAUUGAACAAUCAAGGUUUGCAAUCAUAGUUCUUUCAACAAACUAUGCUACUUCAAGUUGGUGUUUGCGUGAACUAACCCAUAUUGUUCAGUCCAUGAAAGAGAAGGAGAGAAUUUUCCCAAUCUUUUAUGAUGUGGAUCCCUCUGAUGUACGACAUCAACGGGGGAGUUAUGGGGCAGCCCUCGUUAACCAUGAAAGGAAUUGUGGGGCAGAGAGAGAGGAGGUGCAUGAGUGGAGAAAUGCUUUAAAAAAAGUUGCUAAUCUCGCUGGGUGGAAUUCAAAGGAUUAUAGGUAUGAUACAGAGCUUAUCAAAAAAAUUGUUGAUGCAGUGUGGGAUAAAGUGCAUCCCACAUUUUCAUUGUUAGAUUCCUCAGAGUCAGAGAUAUUGGUCGGACUUGAUAUUAAACUAAAGGAAAUAGAUCUGCAUUUAGAUACAAAAGCAAAUGAUGUGCGCUUUGUUGGGAUAUGGGGGAUGGGCGGAAUGGGUAAGACAACCCUUGCUAGAUUAGUUUAUGAGAGAAUUUCUCAUAAUUUUGAAGGUAGCAGCUUUCUUGCAAAUGUCAGAGAGGUUCUUCUCGUUCUUGAUGAUGUAGAUCAAUCAGACCAACUGGAAAUGUUGAUCAGAGAAAAAGACUGCUUUGGUUUGGGAAGUAGAAUCAUCAUUACAACUAGAGAUGAACGUUUGUUAGUCGAACAUGGGAUAGAGAAAGUAUAUGAGGUCAUGGCAUUAACCCAAGACGAAGCUCUUUAUCUCUUUAGUAGGAAGGCCUUUAGAAAAGAUGACCUCGAAGAAGAUUAUCUAGAACUGUCUAAAAAUUUCAUAAACUACGCAGGAGGUCUUCCAUUAGCUCUUAAAACUUUGGGGUCUUUUUUGUAUAAAAGAAGUCGAGAUGAAUGGAAGAGUGCACUAGAUAAACUGAAACAAGCUCUUGACAGAAAAAUUUUUGAAAUUUUGAAAAUAAGCUAUGAUGGACUAGAGGAGAUGCAGCAGAAAAUUUUUCUUGAUGUUGCAUGUUUCCAUAAGUUUUAUGACAAGGAAAAAGUGAUUGAAAUACUAGACAGUUGUGGUUUUGUUGGCACACGUAUUGUGAUACAUGUUCUUAUUGAGAAAUCUCUCUUGUCUAUUUUAGACACGCAUCUGUCCAUUCAUGAUUUGAUACAAGAAAUGGCAUGGGAGAUUGUUCGUCAACAGUCUUUUGACGAGCCAGGUGGUCGCAGUCGCUUGUGGCUUCACAGUGACAUCAUUCAUGUACUCACGAACAAUACGGGAACGGAAGCCAUUGAAGGCAUAGUCCUAUGCUUGAGUGAAUUUGAAGCGGCACACUGGAAUCCUGAAGCAUUCACUAAGAUGUGUAAACUAAAGUUGCUCAAGAUUAAUAAUUUGAGCCUUUCUUUGGGCCCAAAGUAUCUUCCCAAUUCCUUAAGGAUUCUGGAGUGGAGUUGGUAUCCCUCCAAAUGUCUGCCACCAAGUUUUCAACCUAAUGAACUUGCUCAACUUUGUCUGCAGCAUAGCAAAAUUGAUCACCUUUGGAAUGGAAUAAAGUACAUGGUGAAGUUGAAAUCUAUUGAUCUUAGUUUCUCCGAGAACUUGACAAGGACCCCAGAUUUCACAGGUACUCAGAAUCUUGAGAGGCUGGUUUUUGAAGGUUGUACUAAUAUUGUCAAGAUUCAUCCAUCCAUUGCCUCUCUCAAAAGACUAAGAGUUUUGAAUUUUAAAAACUGUAAAAGCAUUAAGAGUCUCCCAGGUGAAGUUGAACUGGAAUCUCUUGAAACAUUUGAGAUUUCUGGGUGCUCAAAAGUGAAAAAGAUUCCAGAAUUUGUGGGAGAAAUGAAGAAUUUUUCGAAGCUUUCUUUAAGCUUCACUGCUGUUGAGCAAAUGCCUUCAUCAAUGAUACCUUUGAUCCCGAGUUUGAAGGAGAUUGAUAUGGGUGGAAUUUCUAUGAGAGAUGCGUCAUCCGCCCUGGUUCCAGUGAAAAAUAUCGAACUGUCUAGAUCAUGGCAUUCUUUCUUCAGUUUUGGCUUAUUUCCAAGAAAGAAUCCUGACCCUGUGAGUCUGGUGUUAGCUUCCUUAAAAGAUUUACGCUUUUUGAAGUUUCUAAAUCUGAAUGACUGCAAUCUUUAUGAAGGAGCAAUACCUGAAGAUAUUGGUUUAUUGUCCUGUUUAGUAGAUUUAAAUCUUGGUGGAAACCAUUUUGUUAGCCUUCCUGCAAGCAUCAGUGGGCUUUCUGAGCUUAGGACGUUCACAUUGAAUAAUUGCAAAUGGCUUCAAAAAUUGCCAAGCUUUCCAUCAAACAGAGGACCUGUAGGAAAAAAUAUCUUUAGUGUAGUAGACACGAAUAAUUGUACUUCCUUGAAAGUAUUCCCAGAUCCACCACGGAUGUGCGGCAUAACUCAUUGUUGGAUUAAUUCUGUCAAUUGCUUCAGUUUGGUUGACCAUGAAGGUUCCAGUUUCAUAAUAUAUUUAACGGCGGUGAAGAAAUUCCUUCAGGAAAGUCCUCGUUCUUUGUUCUUCUUCAGUGUUCUAAUUCCUGGAAGUGAAAUUCCUGAGUGGUUCAAUAAUCAAAGUGUGGGAGACCCACUAAUGGAGGCUCUACCUUCGGAUUCUAAUAGCAAGUGGGUGGGGUUUGCUUUUUGUGCUCUAUUUGUACCUGCUCAAGAAAUUUCAGCUACUGCUACGAAACUUAAUUAUCUCAAAUUUCAAUGCAUUUAUGAUUUAAUUAACAUAUAUCCGGGUCCGAGUUUUCGUAUUGGGAUAACGGAUGUAGCGUUCGAUCACCUUUGGUUGAUCCUCCUGUCUAGGAAACAUUUCUUUUGGGAACAAAAAGGGAGACGUGGGACCUAUUGGAGAGAGAAAUGCCGGGACAAUAAGAUUCAGUUUCAGUUCAACGUCGAAGCAUCUGGUCGCGGAGAGAAGACAUGGUUGAAGGUGAAGAAGUUUGGAGUCCGCGCACUGUACAAACACGACAUGAAAGAGCUCAACCGAACAAUGAAACAAUAUUCCAACAGAAAGAAUUCUUUUUAUGAGGACGUUACAGAUUGUGAUUUUGACAAAUCAGACAAGGUACAAGGUGCCAUCACUAAGCGAACACGUGAACAGUACUGUACUGAGACAGGACCAAGCGGUAUUGGUACCCUUGGCAAAGAACUCUGCAAAAGAAUGAAAGACUAA
Messenger RNA from Prunus armeniaca (apricot), 3378 nucleotides. NCBI's taxonomy places the organism in Eukaryota, Viridiplantae, Streptophyta, Magnoliopsida, Rosales, Rosaceae. The record is from the annotation of a GenBank genome assembly.